AUGGGUUCACAUUCAAAGCUCAAAGUAGGAGGAGAUGGUGAAGACAAGAUUAGUCAAUUACCAGAUGCAGUUCUGUCUCACAUGCUCUCCUUCUUGCCAACCAAACAUGCUGUGAGGACCAGCAUUCUCUCUACAAGGUGGAAGAACAUAUGGGCUUCUGUUCCCACUCUAGACUUGGAACACUACUACUGUGAUGAACGUAGGUCUCUUCAUGCGGGGUUUGUGUCAUCUAUUGAUCGUGUGCUUUACUGUGAAUCAUCAGACAUUCAAAGAUUUCGUCUCCAUUAUUACUGCCUUUCUGAGGAUUUAUCUCGUAUUGAUGGUUGGAUCCGCACCGCUAUUCGCCGUAAUGUUGUUGAACUUGACCUUUGUGUUUGGGUACGGGGGGACAAGGUAGAAAAGAUUGAGUUGCCUACAACUAUCUUUCUGUGCAAAACAUUGAAAUUGAAUCUGGAAUCAAAUUGUUUCAUCUAUGCUCCUCCUGAGUCGGGGUGUUUCCCCAAUCUCAAGGUCCUCCAUAUCGGAGUCGAUUGUCCUGAUAAGGAGUUUAUGGAAAAGCUUUUUACAUUCUUCCCUUUACUUGAAGACUUGUCUAUAGAUGGAAGAUUGUCAAGUGAUAUAAGUGGUACUUUCAAGCUUUUUGUGCCUGAACUAAAGAGGUUAAGAAUAGACAUUGACUCUGAUCUGACUUUUGAGGACCCUUAUGAGUACUACUUCUCUAUCAAUGCCCCAAAGCUUGAAUUCGUUAACCUCAAAAUGGAUUUUUUGCCGAGCAUUGUACUUGACAAUGCAAAGUCCCUGGUGAAAGCCGUUUUGAGUUUCUCUCACCAUGAUGCCAUUGAACACGAGCACUAUGAUGACCGUGCAACCACAUUGCUGGCAGCAAUUUCAAAUGUUCAACAUCUAUCUCUUUCAGUUCAUUCUUUGGAUGCUUCUUGUAUACCUGCUUUUGAUAAUCUGAUCCAUUUGAAGCUGGUUCUUCAUGACUGCCAUCACUGGGAAGUGCUGGCAGAGCUUCUCCAUAGAACACCUAAUCUAGAACGUCUUGUCUUGGAACAUAAUGGAGACGUGGACUGUGACUCAGAGCGCGAAUUCGACUCACACGAGGAAAGAUAUUUCGCAAACAAUCCAAACUCUGAGAAUGAAGAAACUUCAGAGGAUGAAGAAAACUACAAAGGAUACUUGGAGCAUCCUUGGUGGGAGUGUGAAAAGACUGCACCUGUUUGUUUGUUGUCACAUCUCAAGAUUAUCGUCUUAAGGGGUUUCGGGGGAAGCAAUGGUGAGAAGGAAGUGGCAAAGUAUUUAUUGAAGAAUGGUAAAGUUUUGAAGAAGAUGACGAUUUAUACGGGCCAUGCCGGUGAAAUUGAACGGAAACAUUUUGUGGCAUGUCAUCUGGUGGCAAAGAAGCGUGACUUGUACUUUCAUCGAGUUGUGCUCGACCUAGAAGAAGAUGUUCCAUAUGCAUGA
Fragaria vesca subsp. vesca is the source of this 1467-nucleotide messenger RNA. Its product is annotated as F-box/FBD/LRR-repeat protein At1g16930-like. Gene Ontology annotation, molecular function: protein binding. Lineage: Eukaryota; Viridiplantae; Streptophyta; Magnoliopsida; Rosales; Rosaceae. The record is from RefSeq and is a predicted model, not a curated record. Bases 1 to 1467 code for a protein of 488 amino acids. The transcript is spliced from 4 exons.